UCACAAAUUGCAGCACCGUCACCAGCGACAGAGACCCCAGCUGAUACAGCGCAACGUUGUAAUACGGACGAGUGUCAAUUGCCAUAUUGCUUCUGCUCGAAGGAUGGCACACAAAUUCCAGGUGGUCUAGAGGCGGAAAAGAUUCCUCAAAUAAUCAUGCUGACAUUCGAUGGUGCUGUUAAUUUGAAUAACUAUGAUCAUUACUUAAAAAUCUUCAAUGGAAAGCGAAAAAAUCCAAAUGGUUGCACAAUUCGUGGUACAUUCUUCAUGUCGCAUGAAUAUAGCAACUAUCAACAAAUUCAACAUCUCGGCUAUGCUGGACACGAGUUCGCUACGGAAAGCAUUUCCCAACAACAAGGACUGCAAGAUAAAGGCUACGAGGAAUGGGUUGGCGAAAUGAUUGGCAUGCGUGAAAUACUCAAAAAAUUCGCCAAUGUGUCCGUCAACGAUGUGGUGGGUAUGCGUGCGCCAUUCUUAAAACCCGGACGCAAUACGCAAUACAAGGUUAUCGAAGACUUCGGUUACAUCUAUGACAGUUCGAUUACCGUGCCACCAGUCAAUGUACCCAUCUGGCCAUACACGCUCGACUUUAAAAUCUCACAUGAAUGUAAGAGCGGCACGUGUCCGUCGAAGAGCUUCCCUGGCGUUUGGGAGGUGCCACUCAACACUCACUAUGUCGAAGGUUAUGAAGGCGGUCACUGUCCCUAUCUGGAUCAAUGUGUGCUACACAAUUUGGACGAGGAAGAGAUAUUCGCUUGGCUGCAAGAGGACUUCACACGUUACUAUGAACAGAACAAGGCACCCUACAUGAUGCCAGUCCAUACGAAUUGGUUCCAGACGAAACCACUGGAAAAUGGCCUGCAUAAAUUCCUUGAUUGGGCACUUGAACUACCCGAUGUCUAUAUUCUAACCAUCACCCAAAUGCUGCAAUACAUGACCGACCCAAAGGAGUUGCGUGACAUCAACACCAUCGAAUCAUGGAAGUGCGACAAAAGCGUUGCUGUUGCACCAAAGCCAUGCAACAUUUGGAAUACCUGUGCGCUGCCCUUCAAGAUACCCGAACAGAAUGUAACGGACACACGCUACAUGGAGACUUGCCGCGAAUGUCCCAAUGUCUAUCCAUGGUUGGGUGAUGCCGGUGGUACUGGCAUUUCAGGACGUGACAAUUACAUUUUCUCUGGGCCAGCGAGCGCUGGCGAUGGCGAGGGUGAUGAUGCUGGCAGUGAUGAUGAGAAUUAGAGCGCAAUGGAGGAUAGUAGCAGCAGUGCAGUACGUAUGUAUGUAUGUAGGUGGUUGAAAAGGUGCGCUAAGCUAGUGUAAGCUGUAAUCAACCUAAAAAGUUUUAAGGGUCAGGUGACAAGUGUCAACUGACAGCUGCUGUUAACUGUCAAUUGCCAACUACAUACAUACAUACAUGAGUGUGAAGUGUUUUGUGUUUACCUUUGUAGUUUUGUGUUUGGUUUUGUUAUCUUCUAUAGGUAUUUUUUAAUUUGUUAAAUUUUCCAUCAUUUAUUAAAUGUGCCAAUUAGUGUUUACAAAACAAUUUUACUGUUAUCCCUGCUUUAAUGUCUCUUCUUGAACGUACUUUUAUCAAAAUUGUUUUUAAUUUAAUUUUGUUUCUCAAAAUACUCAGCCUUUUGCCUUGUUUUAGUUUAUAAGCCAUGAAAUCGUGUCAAUCGUAGACAUUAAGCAAAUAUAAGCAAAAUAAAUUUCUGUUUUAAAUAAGAAACUGACUAUGAAUGAAAACAGGUGAUGUUUAUUUACUACAAAAGCUAUGCU
Molecule: messenger RNA, 1779 nt
Organism: Rhagoletis pomonella (apple maggot)
Lineage: Eukaryota; Metazoa; Arthropoda; Insecta; Diptera; Tephritidae
Gene: Cda4
Product: chitin deacetylase 1
Exons: 5
Coding region: 157-1239 (360 amino acids)
Biological process (GO): carbohydrate metabolic process
Source: RefSeq, a predicted model, not a curated record